Fraxinus pennsylvanica is the source of this 2163-nucleotide messenger RNA. NCBI's taxonomy places the organism in Eukaryota, Viridiplantae, Streptophyta, Magnoliopsida, Lamiales, Oleaceae. The record is from the annotation of a GenBank genome assembly.
AUGGAGGACGAUAAAGCAGCAUUAUCACAGAAACUAAUCGAAGCAGUUAACGAAAUUUCGGCAAUUUCUGAUUACAGAAGCACCGUGAAGAAGCAGUAUACAAAUCUAGCUCGGAGGUUGAAGCUGUUGAUUCCAAUGUUUGAAGAAAUUCGAGAUACCAAAGACCCGUUGCCCGAUGAAUCCAUUAAAUCUUUAUCUUCUUUGGUAAACGCGCUUGAAUCGACCAAAGAGUUGCUUCAAUUUGGUAGUGAAGGCAGCAAGAUUUAUCUGGUCUUGGAGAGAGAACAAGUUGUGAAAAAAUUUCAAGAGGUGACAGCUCAAUUGGAACAAGCUUUGAGUGGAGUUUCUUUCGAAAAACUUGACAUAUCUGAUGAAAUUAAAGAACAGAUUGAGCUCGUUCUAGCUCAGUUCAAAAGAGCCAAGGGAAGGGUCGACUCACCCGAUGUUGAGGUGUAUGAGGAUCUCUUGUCCCUAUACAGCAAGAAUAAUGAUGCUGCUGGAGAUACGGAUGUCUUAAGGAGAUUGGUUGACAAGUUACAGCUUGGUGGAAUAGCGGACUUAACUCAAGAAUCACUAGCUUUGCAUGAGAUGGUGGCUGCCACUGGUGGGGACCCAGAGGAGAGCAUAGAGAAGAUGUCAAUGCUACUAAAGAAAAUUAAGGAUUUUGUUCUGACAGAGAAUCCUAACAUCGAUUCUUCUUUAGUGGAAAAGUCGAUUCCUGCAAGUAGCAAUGGAAUAGUAUCCUCAGAGGGAAUUCAGAAGAGCCCUGUCAUACCAGAUGAUUUCCGCUGUCCUAUAUCAUUAGAGCUGAUGAAGGAUCCUGUCAUAGUCUCAACGGGACAGACAUAUGAAAGAUCAUGCAUAGAGAAAUGGUUGAAAGCAGGGCAUGACACUUGUCCAAAGACACAACAAGCCCUUACUAGCACUGCUCUUACUCCAAAUUAUGUACUUCGUAGCCUUAUAGCGCAGUGGUGUGAGGCAAAUGGAAUUGAACCCCCGAAACGACCAGGCUGUCAACCAAGUAAGACCACAUCUGCAUUCUCCCCUGCUGAGCGUACAAACAUAGAAGCUCUCCUCCAUAAGCUUACGGCUGGAAACCCAGAAGACCAGCGUUCUGCAGCAGGUGAAAUUCGCCUUCUUGCCAAGCGGAAUGCUGACAAUCGUGUGGCAAUUGCUGAAGCUGGUGCCAUUCCUUUGCUCGUCCAACUUUUAUCAACACCUGAUUCCCGCACCCAAGAGCAUGUUGUUACUGCACUUCUUAACCUUUCCAUAUGCGAAGAUAACAAGGGAAGUAUUGUAUCUUCUGGUGCUGUGCCUGGUAUAGUUCAUGCGCUCAAAAAGGGUAGCAUGGAAGCACGGGAAAAUGCGGCAGCAACGCUAUUUAGCCUCUCAGUAAUAGAUCAAAAUAAGGUUACAAUUGGUGCUUCGGGAGCAAUUCCACCACUCGUGACACUUCUAAGUGAAGGUACACAAAGGGGGAAGAAAGAUGCUGCAACGGCUCUCUUCAACUUGUGCAUAUAUCAAGGUAACAAGGGAAAGACCAUUAGGGCAGGAGUCAUCCCUACUCUUAUGCGGCUGCUUACUGAACCUCAAGGUGGUAUGGUGGAUGAAGCUCUUGCUAUACUGGCAAUAUUGGCUAGUCAUCCGGAAGGGAAGGCAGCUAUUGGAGCUGCAGAGGCAGUACCUGUUCUAGUCGAUGUCAUCAGGAAUGGAUCCCCGAGGAACAAAGAAAACGCAGCUGCUGUUUUGGUGCAUCUCUGUUCCGGAGACCAACAAUACCUUGUCGAGUCUCAGAAGCUAGGAGUAAUGGAUCCGCUACAUGAUUUGGCAGCAAACGGCACGGAAAGGGGCAAGCGCAAGGCUGCCCAAUUGCUUGAGCGGAUGAACAGAUUUGUUGAAACACAAAAGCAGGCACAGUCGCAGGCACAGUCCCAGGAGCAAGCUGACACUCAGAUCUCGGUAUGGCGAUGGCGGUGGUCAACCGCAGAUCCAACACUGGCUGCAAAUCCUGAGAGGAAGGUAGCAGUGCCAGAGAGGAAAGUGGCGAUCGGCAUUCAUGGGGUGUGGGUUGUGGAAGUGGUUGUUCAUUGUGGAAGGUUUGUGCUUGAGAUGAUCCAGCAUGUUAAAAAACAAAUCAAAAUCAGCCAGCUCGAGAUGGACUAA